AUGUUUAUCAGAACAAUAUUUCUCCUCUGCUUUGUGGUUUCACUCUCACAACUUGUUCGUUGCAUGGAAACUGAACUUUGCUUCCCUGUUAGAUUGGAUAACCACAAACAUGACAGGAGGGAUUUUGACAACGACGUGGAAAUCCUAAAUGGAAAAUGUGUCCUCCAAAUACGAGCUUUCCAGCAGGAAUUUGUGAUCGAUUUACACCAGGACUCGAAUUUCAUUGCGCCCUCUAUUUCUAACCAAGACGCGUUCUGGCUCUCCAACACCGACGCCACUGACCUGCGCCAGUGUUAUUACUCCGGAUACGUGCAUGCUGACCCACAUUCGUAUGCUGCUUUGAGCCUCUGUAAGGGUGUGCACGGUGCAUUUGGCUUCCAGGGUUGGGAAUAUUUUGUCAGUCCGGUGCAAAAUGACACGGCAAGCGCAGAAGGUGCGCACACCAUUCGGCGCAGAAGCAGCAACAACCUGAAGCUCAAUUCAACCUCUAGGUGCGCCGUGGACAGCGACAUAAGUCUCCAGGUUGCGCAAUCGUUGGAGAAAUAUAAGCGACUACAAGACUACAACAAUGUGACCGAAACGAUGCUGAAGAAGAUGGGGAGAACCAAAAGGUUCGCUUCCAUCCCCAGGUACGUGGAGACGCUCGUGGUGGCCGACGAGUCCAUGGUGCAGUUCCAUGGAGAUGACUUAAAACACUACCUCUUGACUCUGAUGGCAGUGGCCGCGAGGCUCUACAAACACCCCAGUAUUCUCAACUCCAUUAACAUCAUGGUUGUGAAGAUCAUGUUUAUAUCCGAGGAGGACAAAGGACCCGAGGUGUCCGGUAACGCAGCCAUGACGCUGCGAAACUUUUGCACUUGGCAAAAGAAGAUGAACAAAAACAACGACAAGCAGGCCGACUACUGGGACACCGCAAUCCUUUUCACCAGACAGGACCUGUGUGGAGCUUCCACUUGUGACACUCUUGGCAUGGCAGAUGUUGGCACCAUGUGCGACCCCAAGAGGAGCUGCUCUGUGAUCGAAGACGACGGCCUCCCCUCAGCCUUCACCACUGCUCAUGAGCUUGGACACGUAUUCAACAUGCCACACGACAACGUGAGGGCCUGUGAGGACGUGUUUGGGAAACUACAGGACAACCACAUGAUGUCUCCCACUCUCAUUCAGAUCAACCGCACCAGACCAUGGUCCCCCUGCAGUGCUGCCAUCAUCACUGAAUUCCUGGACAGCGGGCAUGGGGAAUGUUUGCUCGACCAGCCUCAGAAACCGUUGUUCCUCCCUGAAGUGCUGCCGGGAACAUCCUACAUCCUCAACCGUCAGUGUGAGCUUGCGUUCGGAGAGGGCUCCAAGCCCUGUCCCUUUAUGCAGCCACCAUGUGGCCGUCUGUGGUGCACAGGAAAGUCCAACGGCCAUUUGGUGUGUAUGACUCGUCACUUCCCCUGGGCAGAUGGCACACACUGUGGGGACAAUCAGGUCUGCCACCAGGGGGUCUGUUCGCACAAACAGAUCCGAAAUGUGAAGGUGGACGGUCGUUGGGGGAGGUGGGGCCCAUUCGGUUCCUGCUCACGCACAUGUGGAGGCGGCGUCCAACUUUCUAAAAGAGAGUGUAUCAACCCAGUUCCGUCAAAUGGGGGUAAAUACUGCCAAGGGGUGAGGGUCAAAUUCCGCUCCUGCAACCUAAACCGCUGCGCUGACACAGGUAAGAAUUAUCGCGAGGAGCAGUGUGCAACCAGUGGCCGCAGCUUUAAUAGUAACCGGAUCGACCCCUCUGUGGUGUGGGUACCCAAGUACUCUGGCGUGUCCACUGAUGACAGGUGUAAACUCAUCUGCAGAGCUAACGGCACGGGCUACUUCUAUGUCCUGGCACCCAAGGUUGUGGAUGGGACUCCAUGCUCCCCUGACUCCACAGGAGUGUGUGUCCAAGGGAAGUGCAUUAAGGCUGGCUGUGAUGGAAAAAUCGGCUCCACCAAGAAGUUUGAUAAGUGUGGAAUCUGCGGAGGUGAUAGCAAGGGCUGCAAAAAGGUGUCGGGACUCUUCACAAAGCCUGAGCACGGCUACAACUUUGUGGUCAUGUUACCAGUGGGCGCAGCCAACAUAGACAUCCGUCAGCGAGGCUACAAGGGAAUGAGGAGUGAUGACAACUAUUUGGCGGUUAAAAACAGCGAGGGCCACUACCUGCUCAAUGGGAACUACGUAGUGUCAGCUGGAGAGAGGGACAUCAUUAUAAAGAAAAGUCUCCUGCGCUACAGCGGCACAGCCGGCCUCGCCGAGACCCUGCAGGCUGUGAAGCCCUUGGGAGAAUCCCUGACUGUGGAGGUGCUGUGUGCAGGCCAGUUGACGCCGCCUCGCAUUCGCUACUCCUUCUACCUCGCCCGUCAGAUUAAGGAGGACAAGACUCUAAAGAAGGUGGGGGGUGUAAACUCCCAUAAUAGUGUUCUGGCUGAGGAUAGUGUCAAGGAGAAUGGGGGAGACACCCUGAAGAAGUCUUAUAGCAAAGAGGAUCCUGCUCUUGGGAAAUGGAUAUCCACAGGUUGGGAUCGGUGCUCAGUGACCUGCGGCAGUGGGAUCCAGAGGAGGAUGGUGCAGUGUCUGAGACUGGAUGGGAAGCCAGGGUUGGACUGUGAUCCUUCCCAAAGACCCUCAGCCACCAGGGUUUGUGGAGACCCCUGUCCGGAGUGGCAUAUUGGGCAGUGGUCACCUUGCUCCAGAACCUGUGGGAAGGGAUUCAAGAGACGACCUUUGCACUGCCAAACCCAAACUGGGCAUCUGCUCCCAAGGGACCACUGCACUGGCUUACGCAAACCACAGGAGCUGGACUUCUGUAACCUAAUGCCUUGCUAGUGACUAAAACCUAUAAACUACAAAAAUGUUUUAAAAGGACUGAAUUGAAUCCACCUGCAAGUAUCACACACACUGUGUCGGUCGGGUGCAAAUCUUUCCACCUGCCUCAUGGGAAACCAAUAAUAUUGGAAGGAGAAUGAAAGCCGCAGGAUGAAUGCUGCAAGAUAUUUUUCACUGCCAUCACUCUGACUUCAAAAGACAUUGUCCAGGUCUACUCUGAUGACAAAACACUGAUAGAAGUGUCACAUAAAAUGUAAUGGAAUCCUUGGUACUGUCAGCAGAUACAGAAUUCCCAUUUGGAAACAAUCAAUCUAGUUUAUCUUAUGAGUCAGAACCCCAUUUUACAUCAUAUUUGAACUGUUCAGGUUUCAAAGAUUUAGUUGAGUCUUGCAAAUAGAUCAGUGAAGCCUUUAGGUUUUCCAAAAAAUGACUUCAAUAUACCAGGUUUGACAUCCAUAACUUCUUACUACUGGACAAAUAUGUAACUCUCACAUGAUAACAUUGUGUGUGAUCUUCAAGAUUGAAUAGAUAUCUGUACCACUGCAUAUUUGAACAUGUUUUACUCCUGAUACUUUGACAAAAACAAACAAUAACGACCAAGCCCACAUUGCUCCUCCAAAACUAGGAGGCUGCAAACUUUUUCUGCAGACCUCAAUGAGCAGCAGUCAUGAAAACAGUUUAAACUAGAAGUCACUUUGGUGGUUUUAAAGAUCUGACUAAACAAAGCUCAUCAAGCUGAACCCAACAUAACACUGCUUAUCUGAGAUAAGGGAUAUAAUAUAGCCCUUAUCUCAAUAAUCUCAAUAAUGUCCACACAUUCUGCAUUAAAUUCCCGCCUGCUGUGUUCAGCAUGUCUGGUUGCUUCCUUCAUUUCCUUUAUCAGUCGACCGCAACAAUUGUCUUCUCAGUUCAUAGUGUUCAGCCAUGUCGAGUCACGCCUGUCUGGCACAGUUACCACUGUAAUUUAUUAUCAAUGAAACGAUAAAAAAAAACUGGCACACCCUCCGUUUUGCUGUAUAUAAUUGGUGUUUUCCUGGAUCGCCUUGUUUGUGGCCCCAAAGCCAGAGCCAAGUUGUUCUUUCUACAAACUUGCUGAAAUCCUGUAAUCCAUUAUAUUCUUGUUUUGUUUCUUAACGGGGCUACAUUGUCCAGUCCAGCAUCCAACUGUCGGAUGGAUCAUGCAUUCGUUGGAUUAUCAUUUUAAUUUUGUAUCAGCUUUUGCACUUUGUACAGCAAAAGAAAACUAUGACCAACAUGGGCUGUAUUGUAUACUAUGUAUAUAUUUAUUCAGCUCUGUGAAGAAAAAAAAUGUAAAUACUUUUUAAAUACU
Cyclopterus lumpus (lumpfish) is the source of this 4168-nucleotide messenger RNA. RefSeq names its product ADAM metallopeptidase with thrombospondin type 1 motif, 15a (gene adamts15a). NCBI's taxonomy places the organism in Eukaryota, Metazoa, Chordata, Actinopteri, Perciformes, Cyclopteridae. Bases 1 to 2838 code for a protein of 945 amino acids. The record is from RefSeq and is a predicted model, not a curated record. The transcript is spliced from 8 exons. Gene Ontology annotation, molecular function: zinc ion binding; metalloendopeptidase activity. Gene Ontology annotation, biological process: proteolysis; extracellular matrix organization.